Messenger RNA from Protopterus annectens (West African lungfish), 1025 nucleotides. Its product is annotated as lectin-like. NCBI's taxonomy places the organism in Eukaryota, Metazoa, Chordata, Ceratodontiformes, Protopteridae. Gene Ontology annotation, molecular function: signaling receptor activity. The transcript has 6 exons. Bases 51 to 554 code for a protein of 167 amino acids. The record is from RefSeq and is a predicted model, not a curated record.
ACAAAAGCAUUUCUGAAGUCUUUGCAGAUAAGGCCGAGGUAUUUCUCAGAAUGAAGACUGUCCUUGUAUUCAUAACCCUGAUGGUGGCUGUUCAAAGCACCAAACUAGUUCCCAAGACAAUGGCAGAUGUGAAAGAUCAAUGCUCCCUGAACUUUACCUUUGGAAAUGAUAUAUACAUGUUUCAUAAGUGUCCACUGGAUUACUACGCAGCUGUGGAAAUAUGCAAAUGUGAAAAAGUCAAGAGCAACUUGCUGUCUAUCCACUCCCAUGAAUUUCAUGAGAAAGUUAUUGAAAAACUGAAGCAUUCCAAUAUAACUAGCUAUGAAGUCUGGAUUGGGGCCACAAAAGGCAGAUUUAGUUUUACUUACUACUGGACAGAUGGAAGCCAAAUGGACUUUCAGUACUGGGCCCGUGGUGCCCCUUCUCAUAGCUGGUAUUCUCCAGCUUGCGUGGUGAUGGAAACAAAAGAACCAGGAUACUGGCAUGAUGUGGACUGCAACAUACGCAGACCUUUUGUCUGUAAAACUGAACAACAAAAGAGUCACUCAAGAUAAUGCGCAUCUGUCUCUGCUUUGUGUCACAUGCCUGAUUCAUUGUUGUUGACAAUGGGGUAGCUAACUGCGGCUCAGAGAAUCUGAUCCAUUUUAUUGCAAAUAAUGUUUCUUACAUUGCUAUUAAAGAAGGGCUGGUGUGUACUUAACUUGGAAGAGCAAAGUUUGUUAUUAGUUUGUUGUCUGUCUUAAACGGUAAGACAUUGAUUCAAGGAAUUUAUGAAUCUAAAACAAACCAGCUUCUUCUUAGAAGUGAUGACAUUCAUGAUUGUUGUUAAUGGUCUCUUUUUCUGUCUCAGAAGAAAGGAUUUCUUAGGAGGUCACCAAUUUUGCUGAUUGUUUGCUUUGCUUUGUGCAUUCUGACGAUGUUAUGUGCUAGAUAUUUUCAUUAUUCUGUAAUAAAGAGUGAUUGAUAUCUAACAAAACAUUACAAAAUACUUUGAAGCUGAUUGGAAAUAAUAAAAUAUGUUAUUG